Molecule: messenger RNA, 1601 nt
Organism: Spea bombifrons (plains spadefoot toad)
Lineage: Eukaryota; Metazoa; Chordata; Amphibia; Anura; Pelobatidae
Gene: SCCPDH
Product: saccharopine dehydrogenase (putative)
Exons: 12
Coding region: 101-1399 (432 amino acids)
Biological process (GO): glycolipid biosynthetic process
Cellular component (GO): lipid droplet; plasma membrane; mitochondrion
Source: RefSeq, a predicted model, not a curated record
CUCGUGAGUUUGCUUGACAGUUGACACUGUGGGCUUGCGAGUACGCAGCAGCCGGACAUAGGACCCGGAGCCUUCUGUGCACUUUGUAAGAUUAGUAUCCAUGGCGACCGAGGCAGCAGGACGCCAGUACCAGAUGGUGGUACUGGGGGCUUCAGGUUUCACCGGUCAGUACGUGGUGGAGGAGGUGGCUCGCCUGCUGGAUGGUGAGGAGUUCAAGGGCCCCGGGCUCCGCUGGGCGGUCGCUGGCAGAAGCCGCGAGAAGCUGGAAGAUGUGCUGCGGAGGGCAGCGGACCGGAUGGCUAAACCCCAGCUGAAGUCGGACGUUGGUGUUAUAAUUUGUGAUGUUAAUGAUCCACCCUCCCUCGCUGAGAUGUGUAAGAAGGCCUCUGUUGUUCUGGACUGUGUGGGGCCAUACAGGUUCUUUGGCGAGCCCGUGGUGAAGGCAUGUGUGGAGAAUGGAGCACACUUUCUUGAUAUCAGUGGAGAGCCCCAGUUUCUUGAAGGAAUGUAUUUGAAAUAUGAUAGCCUGGCAGCCGAGAAAGGCGUAUAUAUUGUUGGCAGCACUGGCUUUGACUCCAUUCCAGCAGAUAUGGGUGUUCUAUUCACUCGAAACAGCCUGAAAGGUACCCUGACUGCGGUUGAAAGCUUCUUGUCUUUCAAAUCGGGCCCAUCGGGCAUCUCCCUUCACGAUGGAACUUGGCAAUCGGCCGUUUACGGCGUUGCAGACCAAGGCAAUCUCAAGAAUCUCCGGAAGCAGUUGGCAUACAAACGACUUCCUGUUAUUGGGAGAAAAUUAAAGAGAAGGGGUCCUGUAUUCUACAGCAAUGAAGUUAAGAAAUAUGCCGUUCUGUUUCCGGGAUCAGAUGCAUCUGUCGUAAGACGAACACAACGCUACCUGCAUGAACAUCUUCAGGAGACACCUGUGCAGUACUCGGCAUAUGCGGCGAUCGGCGGUCUUGGCUCCGUUAUCACUCUGAUGAUUGCUGGAUUCUUCUUUUUCCUUUUCUCAAAACUUAGUUGUGGAAGAAAGCUUCUGAUAAAAUACCCCAAGUUCUUUUCAUUUGGCUACUUCUCAGCUGAAGGACCAACACAAAAGCAGAUGGAUGAAGCAUCUUUCUCAAUGACAUUCUUCGGAGAAGGGUACAGUGAAGGUCAGGAUCCACAGCAAGGGAAGCCAAACCUGAAAAUCUGCACACAGGUUUCAGGACCAGAGGUUGCCUAUGUAUCCACUCCCAUAGCCAUGGUGCAGGCUGCAGCAACCAUUUUAAAGGAACCAGAAUCACUUCCUAAAAGGGGUGGUGUAUUUACGCCCGGUGCAGCCUUCUCUAAGACCAAACUGAUUGAACGUCUCGACAAAGCAGGCAUCAACUUUACUGUCAUCAGCAAAUCGGAUGCCUGAAUACUGUGAUAUGCUGCACCGAUACGCAUGAUUAGCUGCAAGCAUAGAAAAAAUAAGUGCGUUAUAUUCAUUUUUUAAAUGCAGGUACAGCAUUAAUUGCACUAAUGAACUUGUUUGUCCUUAUAUUGGUAUAGUGUCCUGGUUAACCCUCUGUGUUAACUUGAACUGAAUAAAAAAUAGCACUUAACUUUUCCUGAUAAAA